Solanum tuberosum (potato) is the source of this 1155-nucleotide messenger RNA. Its product is annotated as HVA22-like protein k. Bases 206 to 769 code for a protein of 187 amino acids. The transcript is spliced from 8 exons. Lineage: Eukaryota; Viridiplantae; Streptophyta; Magnoliopsida; Solanales; Solanaceae. The record is from RefSeq and is a predicted model, not a curated record.
AUCAUACUGUAUUAUUUUUCCAUCCAAAAUACUAGGCUUAGUUAAAUUGUGUCGAGUUAGUGAGUCGAACGCCGACCUCAAAAUCCUCCGUUAAAACUUGUUAUUGUUUUCCCCAAUUUUUUACUGCAGAAGUGAUAACUGCACGAGGAUUGAUUGAAUUGUUUCAACUCUGGCUACAAAGAUUCAGUUGUAUGAACUAGACUAGAUGGAUCCCGAGGUUGGAUUGAGACUACUUUUUUCUCCACUGGCUUCUAAUAUUGUUGUGCGGACAGCAUGCUGUUCUGUGGGGGUUGUUUUACCUGUUUAUUCCACAUUUAAGGCAAUUGAGGGAAGAGAUGAAAAUGAGCAGAGAAAGUGGCUACUGUAUUGGGCAGCUUAUGGGUCUUUCAGUGUUGUUGAGUUAUUCACCGAUAAGUUUCUCCAUUGGUUUCCACUUUAUUACCACAUGAAGUUUGCAUUUCUUGUUUGGCUUCAACUCCCUACUACUGAUGGGGCAAGGCAAAUGUAUAUGACUCACCUUCGUCCUUUCCUCUUGAAGCAUCAAGCCAGGCUGGACCAAGUAGUUGGAUUUUUGUAUGGUCAAAUGUCCAAGUUUGUUAGCGUGCAUCAAGCUGAAAUCAAGUUCGUGAGAGCACUUCUGAUGAGGACCUUCGUAUCAGCAAACCAGUUUGCUUCAGGUUUUAUUCACCCUGAGCGAAGGCACGUGAGUGGUGCAAUUGAAGGACGAAGACAGCAAAUUGACACUUCUGAUUCUGACGAUGAGGAGUGAUGCUUAACUCAAGAACCACUUGAUCAUUGCAAUGGUUUCCUUAGAGAAUAGAUCUAUUCUGCAAAGCGAGUUUCACAGUAUGAAUUUCUAGGGAUCUUACGACUUCCCAAAUUGAUUUUCCGGUGAUUUUGUACAUAGUUGCUUCCCCUUUGUUCAAGAUCCAUUAGCUUAGUUGUUCAAUUGCUGCUAGGAUUUUUUCACCCUUCAUCCUUUAGGUUGAAAUAAUUACUACUAAGUAGUAUACUAGCAAGUAGCAAACGGUUUUAUUUGUAUAUGUUACUGUGCAGAUGUAUGUGCUUCUAAUUCUUCUUUUUUUAUUGUCACUAAAUACUAUAAGAAAUAUGACACAAUGAUCAUAAACUAUAUGUUGAUAAAAAGGUUUAGAA